AUGGCGAGAUCUGAAAAUAUCCCCCGCAGUCCCGCACCCGGCCUCGCAUCCCCAGUUCCCCUCUUCUUGCUCCUGCAAAGAAAUAGCCGCCCCUUCUUCUCAUCUCCCCAUCAGUCCGGCGAGCUCCCCGUCCCUUCCGACAAAACCCCCGGCGACCGCGGCCCAGCCCACCCCCAUGCUGCUUCCACGCCGACACGCACGCCGCCCGCUCGCCCCGCGCACUCCACCCUACGCUCCGGCCCCGCCCGACCGCUCUUCGCCGCACCUGCUGUAGCCGCCGGCGCGACCGGCCACCACUGGUCGUGGCUGCGCUGCAAAGAAGCUAGGGUUUUCGCCGCGCCGUCGCCUCCGUCGGACUCCGCCUCCCCGUCGCGGACAUCUCGGGCGACAUGGCUGGAGGGUUGGCCCUCUCCCCUUCGUUAUAGACCAGAUCCGUCAAGCACGUCUCCUGGCGCACGGGAAGCUUCCCAGGAUGGAUUCAGCGUGAGGAUGGAUCCUGCGUCAGGAUGGAUUCGAGAUCGGAUCCAAGGAAAUACAAUGUGUUCUUUUCCAGGCAAUGCUAUGUGUGUUUUAGCCAUGAUCCCUUACUGCCAGUGGGAGUUAGUAAUCUCUCUAGUAUUUUUGGUAAAUGAUUUCCUAAUUGACAUGUUUGGAGACAUUAAGAUGUGGGCGUUUAGAGGUCACUUCGAAGGUUAUGGGAAAUUUUUGCACGGAUAUCUUUCAGGCUGGUUCCAAAGUAGUUUUGAAGACUUCAACAUAUCCCAACAAGAGGAAUGUUGCGUAUGGUACUAUUCGUAGUACUGAUCCAAGAACUAAGGCGUGUGGUAUUGAGUUAGGUGCCGAAUUUGGCCUUGUGCGCAUAGAUCAAUCUUUGCUUGAUAAUGAGGAGUUGGUAAGGGAAGUUUCUGAUUGCAAGACAAUUGGUGAAGCAUUCUCUUCAGGAUACUUAAUUGCAUGGCCUUCAACUUUUAUUCGAGAGAAGGAUAAUUGAGUUACGGUUGAAUUCUUGGAUGCGGAAGCAAAUAAAAUCUGAAGAUUUUAUCUACCAAUAGUCAUAGUUUACAUUGAUAGAUUAAAAAAUGUGAUACUUUUUCUUUCGUCUAGUUGAUGCAAAUUCUAUGGUGUAAUAUUCUUCAUAGUUGUGUUUUCUAUGCUCAAAAUUAUAUGAAUGAUAUCUUUAUUGUAAUGCGUAUGUAUCAUACAUUUGUAUAUUCUUAAUUAGUAUCUUCAUAUUGAGGAUUUC
This is a messenger RNA of Hordeum vulgare subsp. vulgare (domesticated barley), 1243 nucleotides long. RefSeq lists its product as uncharacterized. The transcript is spliced from 7 exons. The record is from RefSeq and is a predicted model, not a curated record. Lineage: Eukaryota; Viridiplantae; Streptophyta; Magnoliopsida; Poales; Poaceae. Bases 1 to 798 code for a protein of 265 amino acids.